Molecule: messenger RNA, 2090 nt
Organism: Nomascus leucogenys (northern white-cheeked gibbon)
Lineage: Eukaryota; Metazoa; Chordata; Mammalia; Primates; Hylobatidae
Product: ubiquitin carboxyl-terminal hydrolase 21
Biological process (GO): protein deubiquitination
Cellular component (GO): cytoplasm
Molecular function (GO): cysteine-type deubiquitinase activity
Source: RefSeq, a predicted model, not a curated record
ACGGGGGAGCUGCACGGGGGUAGUAGGGGGUGGCCCUGAACUGGGGCCUGGCCCCGGCUGGCCUCUCCCGCCGCCUCACCGGGGGACAGGUCCAGCCUGUGGUGUCCAAAAUGCCCCAGGCCUCUGAGCACCGCCUGGGCCGGACCCGAGAGCCACCUGUUAAUAUCCAGCCCCGAGUGGGAUCCAAGCUACCAUUUGCCCCCAGGGCCCGCAGCAAGGAGCGCAGAAACCCAGCCUCUGGGCCAAACCCCAUGUUACGACCUCUGCCUCCCCGGCCAGGUCCUCCUGAUGAACGGCUCAAGAAACUGGAGCUGGGACGGGGACGGACCUCAGGCCCUCGUCCCAGAGGCCCCCUUCGAGCAGAUCAUGGGGUUCCCCUGCCUGGCUCACCACCCCCAACUGUGGCUUUGCCUCUCUCAUCUCGGACCAACUUAGCCCGUUCCAAGUCUGUGAGCAGUGGGGACUUGCGUCCAAUGGGGAUUGCCUUGGGAGGGCACCGUGGCACCGGAGAGCUUGGGGCUGCACUGAGCUGCUUGGCCCUCCGGCCUGAGCCACCCACUUUGAGACGUAGCACUUCUCUCCGCCGCCUAGGGGGCUUUCCUGGACCCCCUACCCUGUUCAGCAUACGGACAGAGCCCCCUGCUUCCCAUGGCUCCUUCCACAUGAUAUCCGCCCGGUCCUCUGAGCCUUUCUACUCUGAUGACAAGAUGGCUCAUCACACACUGCUUCUGGGCUCUGGUCAUGUUGGCCUUCGAAACCUGGGAAACACGUGCUUCCUGAAUGCUGUGCUGCAGUGUCUGAGCAGCACUCGACCUCUUCGGGACUUCUGUCUGAGAAGGGACUUCUGGCAAGAGGUGCCUGGAGGAGGCCGAGCCCAAGAGCUCACUGAAGCCUUUGCAGAUGUGACUGGUGCCCUCUGGCACCCUGACUCCUGCGAAGCUGUGAAUCCUACUCGAUUCCGAGCUGUCUUCCAGAAAUAUGUUCCCUCCUUCUCUGGAUACAGCCAGCAGGAUGCCCAAGAGUUCCUGAAGCUCCUCAUGGAGCGGCUACACCUUGAAAUCAACCGCCGAGGCCGCCGGGCUCCACCAAUACUUGCCAAUGGUCCGGUUCCCUCUCCACCCCGCCGAGGAGGGGCUCUGCUAGAAGAACCUGAGUUCAGUGAUGAUGACCGAGCCAACCUAAUGUGGAAACGUUACCUGGAGCGAGAGGACAGCAAGACUGUGGACCUGUUUGUGGGCCAGUUGAAAAGUUGUCUCAAGUGCCAGGCCUGUGGGUAUCGCUCCACGACCUUCGAGGUUUUUUGUGACCUGUCCCUGCCCAUCCCCAAGAAAGGAUUUGCUGGGGGCAAGGUGUCUCUGCGGGAUUGUUUCAACCUUUUCCCUAAGGAAGAAGAGCUAGAGUCGGAGAAUGCCCCAGUGUGUGACCGAUGUCGGCAGAAAACUCGAAGUACCAAAAAGUUGACAGUACAAAGAUUCCCUCGAAUCCUCGUGCUCCAUCUGAAUCGAUUUUCUGCCUCCCGAGGCUCCAUCAAAAAAAGUUCAGUAGGUGUAGACCUUCCACUGCAGCGACUGAGCCUAGGGGACUUUGCCAGUGACAAAGCCGGAAGUCCUGUAUACCAGCUGUAUGCCCUUUGCAACCACUCAGGCAGCGCCCACUAUGGCCACUACACAGCCCUGUGCCGGUGCCAGACUGGUUGGCAUGUCUACAAUGACUCUCGUGUCUCCCCUGUCAGUGAAAACCAGGUGGCAUCCAGCGAGGGCUACGUGCUGUUCUACCAACCGAUGCAGGAGCCACCCCGGUGCCUGUGACACCUCUAAGCCCUGGCACCUGUGAAGCCCUUUAAACACCCUUAAGCCCCAGGCUCCCCGUUUACCUCAGAGACGUCUAUUUUUGUGUCUUUUUAAUCGGGGAGGGGGGAGGGGGUGGUUGUAGCUCCAUUAUAUUUUUUAUUAAAAAAUACCCUUCCACCUGGAGGCUCCCUUGUCUCCCAGCCCCGUGUACAGAGCUCACCAAGCCCCUGCACAUGUACAGCCCCCAGACCCUCUGCAAUAUCACUUUUUGUGAAUAAAUUUAUUAAGAAAAAAAAAAAA